This is a messenger RNA of Priapulus caudatus, 4173 nucleotides long. RefSeq lists its product as uncharacterized. Bases 179 to 1021 code for a protein of 280 amino acids. Gene Ontology annotation, cellular component: nucleus. Gene Ontology annotation, molecular function: RNA binding. Lineage: Eukaryota; Metazoa; Priapulida; Priapulimorpha; Priapulimorphida; Priapulidae. The record is from RefSeq and is a predicted model, not a curated record. The transcript is spliced from 8 exons.
GCCUCGCUUUGCGUGAGAGAGCGACGCUAGAACGUGACGCAACCUGUGUACACUCUCUGUGCGUGAAAGAGCGACGCUAGGACGUGACGCAACCCGUGUACGGUCGCUGUGCGUGAGAGAGUGUGGGUUGCGGGAGAAUUCUGUUUGCGCAUCUGCACACGCUGUGUAUCACGUGAAGAUGAAGUCGGCCAGGUCGAUGUACGGUGUGAUGCAGCCGAACUAUGAGGAUGACAAUAAUGUCUAUGAGAUUGUCAGGGUCAUAAGGAGAAAGAAGAUGUUUCCCGGCCCCACUCCUCUCAACUGUGCGGCUCCGGACGGACCGCCGCCCAUCGUAGGCACGGACACUAGCUCGGGUGACCCGCGCUGCCGUGUGUUCAUCGGAAAUCUCAACACGUUUAAGGUGACGAGGAUGGAGCUGGAGCAGAUAUUCCAAAGACACGGCCCGAUCCGCGCCAUCUCGAUGCACAAGGGCUACGGCUUUGUGCAGUUCUUCGUCGAGGAGCACGCCCGGCGCGCGGCGAUGCAUGAACAUUCCAGAUACGUGGGAGGACAGUGCCUUGACUGCAACUUGGCCUGUGAACCGAAACCCGGACAGCGUAACAAAAACAAACCAGAUGCCAAUUCAGCAGGUGAACAGAAGCAGGGUCCGAAGAAGCGUCAGCAGCACGAGGAAGGAGAACCUGUAGUGAAGAAGCUCAAGCCUGAGAAUGGCAUGGCAGAAUCACACGUGGAUGUGAACCAGGAAGACCUUAAUACGUACCGCAACCCAGACAUUAUUGUGUGUGGUAACUGUAAGGAACAACUACCGGAUAUCUUCAGCCUAACAGAGCACAAGCGCACGCGUUGCAAGCUCAGAUUCACCUGCAAGUGUCAAGCACUGCAAGCAAAAUCAGCACACGAAGCUCCAACCCUGCUAUGUGCAACCUGUGGCCGCACCUUCGACAACAGCUGGGAUCUGGUGACUCAUGUGCAAGAGGAGCAUCAGAUGCCAAUAUACGAAGUCCCUCACGAUCACGACUGAUUCCUAUGUGCACGUGCAAAGCGGUGGUGUGUCAGUAUAGUUGAUGUUAGGUUUCAUGCACUCGAGAGUAGAAUAUGUGUAAUAAGAAAGAACUGGAGACUGGGAAAGACUUCGCAUGGAGGAUGGCGAGGAACAAACAUUGCGAUAGAAUGCUUUCACGCACCACAGUUUAUCUUGCGUGUCAUGUUUUUAAACAAGCACAAGGGAGACAUAUUUCUGUUUUAAAGCAGUUAUUACGUGUGAAGUGAAGACUCGUAUUUCUCAUUUCUUGUAUUCAUGUUAACAUAGGGAGAUAUGUCUUUCUUUUUGGGGUGAGGGUUCGUACUUAUAUUCUUCCAAUACAGGUGUGACUGUUACAACCCUGUUCGUGUAGCCAUUUAUUUUUCGUGUGACGAUCUGUAUAAAAUGGUGGCUAUACAUUCAUGCGUAAAUUGCAACACUCAUUAAUUUCUGGACAGACAUAAAGGUACGUGUGUAACAUUACUUCAGCCGUUAUUUCACCGACUAUAUAUAUUAAUAAGUUCGUACAUAAAAGAAAAAAAUUCACGUCGAAGCAUGAAUGCUCUUAAUAUGUACUUCUGUCCUGUGUCAGCUAGUACUAAAAUAGAUAUGUACUAUUGCGCUAUUAGCUAAACAAAGUGAUCAUUAAAGUGGCCAGUGGGCUCGAGAAAAAUAUAUUGUUCAAAAGUAAGGUCACAGUUAUCCGUCCUUUCAGUAGUACGUGCAGCGUGAGCUGUUUGUACAGUGCUUACAAGAUUAUAAAGGAUAAAGUCACUUUCCAAACCAUGUAACCAUUGAAGGGCUGGGUAUGUACAAGUUAUCAAGAGCAUGUAUAUACCCUUCUUUAUAUGCUCUUGAAGUUAUUGUAAUUAGAGUUUCUAGCAUUUAAAUAAGUUCUCUUGUGCAAAAAAGUACUUAUUAGCAUGGACAGGACCAUAUACCCUGAUAUGUGAUUAAUGCUUCACACCGCUAGCAUUCUCCUUUCACUUUCAUAUUCUUGUCAGAAGUGAAAGUGUGAUAAUCACUUGGAAUUAUUUUAAGCAUGGGACUACUCAUACUAAUCUAAAAGCUCUUUGGACAAAGUUAGGUUAGAGAACAGUUUGUUUGAAGUUCCUGUUAUAAACGAGUGAAUCUUUGGUUUUAUCAUCUAGUCGUUUGCUACUAUACUUACGGCUGCAUGGAAUUGCGUUAUUCGUAUCAUAGUGUUCAGCUACAUUGGAACUCAUUUAAUCUGUUCACAAUUGUAUUUCAGUUUUUCCAAUUCAAGAAGUCGAAAAGUACAUAUUUGACUAAAUUUCAUUAUUUUAUAUUACAAACAAAGUGUUUAUUUAGGGAGGUCAUAUUCAUUAUAAUUGUGUGUACCUCUACUCUAGAAAAUGGUUUAAAACUGCUACCAGUAUAUGAACAUAGUAUUAGUGGUCAGAUGUGCUCGAAAAGACAGUGCGACCAUUGUUAGGCAAUGUUUGCAAAAUGUCCGAGUUUCAGAUAUAAGGAAUGGGUAUCAGACAAAUUGUAAUGUUAUAUUUUCUCAAUGAGGGAAGAUUUUAUUUUUCGCUAAGUAAAUAAACGACGAACAUUACCACGUUAUCAACUACACUGGAAAUGGAAGGAAAGCUAUAUUUUAAUGAUUCCUUGAAAAUAAUCUUUGUGCAGAGUUCAAAAGUAUGUUGAAAAUAGCGGAAACCCCCCCACAGAGAAAAGGUUGACCGUGGAAAGUUGAUAGUUCGGCAUAUUGAAUAGAUACUACAGGCACAGUAUCUCUCCUCACGACUUGCAGUCUCACUCUCCCCCUCCCUCUAUCAGUGAGGUGCAUAAUGAGUCGGGCUCUAACCUUUGAGCUGGUUCCCCAAUGAACAGGGUUCAACUUGUUUGUUUACGGCAUCGAGGUAAAGCAAAUCAGAUUCACGAACACUUUUCACGAUUUGUGAUGUUUUAUGCUAGUGCGCACAAAUGCCAAAUAGGGUGGUAAACUAAAUAUUUCUUUCCUUGAAAUUCCGUCCUGUUUACACCACACCAUCAGGUAAGGUCGUCACACUGCCAGUGUUAUCUGAACCAGUGGCUAACAUACGGAUGCUCGACUUGAACUAGUCCCAGCUCUAUAUAGUAUUCAGGGGGCGUAGCUAACCCAUUUUUCCAUUGGGAGGGUGGGGGGAGGGGCAAAGCCACGUGCGGGUUGUUCUGGGAGCGUAACCGUGGGCAAUUGACCAUAUAACAGUAUCUACAUUUCUCUAACAGAACGGCCCACGUGCCCCCCCCCCCCCCGCUAGCUACUGCACUGACAUGUGCCUAGCUCUAUCGCAACACCGGUGACUAAGUUUAGUGUGGAAAAUGUGGAAAAUUCAGUUGUUUAUAGAAAGCAGCGCACGCCAUUUUAAGGAAAGCAAGAUUUAGUUUUAUUACUCUACUUAUCUCUUAAAUUGAACGUAAACGUUACCAAAUUACGUCAAUUUGAUGUGGCAAUAAAAACACGUCAAAAUACGUCUGCCAGCGCAAUCUUCCUGAGUUUCAACAGUCUACAAAUCAUAGCAACGAACUUCUUGUAGCGCGUAUUCAACCGCCGUUUUUUAUCGCCACACCUGAGCAGUGUGCACUAAUUAGCCACGGUCAUGUCACUUCAGCUGUGUUUGAGACGUCAAUCCAACAAGGUGGAGUAAAGGUGUAGGGCGAAAACACAUACUGCAUUUAUAUGCGUAAAUUAGCGUAUGCGCAAAUAUUGUGGCCUGUAGGCAGAUCUGACCAAUGGCAAUGAGAUCUUGUGUGUAUGGUGGUAUACUGUCACAGCUUUUCAUUAUAUUGCAGACGUUCGACGGUCAACGUACCUAUGUAUUUGUAUCAUCGUAAACUAUGUGGUGUAACUCAACGUAUUCUGUGAUUGAAAUGUAUAACAGUAACAUUACCUGGGUGAUGGUGAAUACACCAAUUCUCAUCGCACAUCGAUUGUGUAUCUGUUGUAGUUAGCCACAUAUUAUCGUACCUACACAAUACAAAUUUAUAUGUAAAGUGCACUGUAAAAGAAAAUGUAGUGGGGUAACCAUCCUGCCAAUUUUUCGAACAAUGACAAACUGGCGUCAAAUGCUAAACAUUCGUAAACACUCGAAUGCCACGUUUGAACACAGCUCUAAUAUCUGUUAAAUAAAGUAUUUAGUUUAUAA